CCCUCACAAGCUCACAAAACACAUCGCCCUGCUGCUCUCUCUUCUCCACCCACUCUAUAGCUUAGCUUGGACUAGAUCUCACAUUUUCUUUCGGUUUCUCUCCACGCCACCACUCCCUCCUUGCCUUCCCCUUCCUCUCCUCAUCCUCCCCCUCCCCCAUUCUCCCAGAUCUUCCCCCAUAUCUCUCUGUCUCGCCGCAAUCCGCCUCACAAUCUGAGAAGCUUUCUUCCUUCGGCUCCAGCUUCUUGUUCGCUUGCUUUCUCUCCUUUUGACUCGGAGCUAAGCUGCAGGAAGCCCAAAAUUUGCAAGAAAAGCAACAGGUCAAGAAAGAGGGAGUGGGAGGGAGGAAAGAAAGAUGGUGAUGAUGGCGAUAAGUCGCCCCAUGAUUCGCGCCAUCAUUCCGUCUCCCCCGAGGCCAGUGCGCUGGUAAAAGGGCCUCGCCGUCCGGCCGGCCGUGCGCGCGCGUGGGAGAGGGGUGGGCGGAGGUGCGGGAGAGUGGGUGUUUGCCACAAUGCCGCAGUACCAGGAGCUGCCCUGCGGCGGGCAGGUGCUCGACAUCGACACGGCGCUCAAGGACGGCAUCCUGGGUGGGGCGCCGGAGCUGGGUGACGCCGCGGCGGGGGACGGAGGGAAGCAGCCCGUGGAGCUGAGGAAAAUGAUGGACGAGCUGGACGCGGCGGGGGACGGCGGGGGGGACGAGGCGGUGCCGGUGGUGUUCAUCUGCCCGAUCUCGCUCGAGCCCAUGGUGGAUCCGGUGACGCUGUGCACCGGGCAGACGUACGAGAGCGCCAACAUCUCGCGGUGGUUGGCCCUCGGCCACCGGACGUGCCCCACCACGAUGCAAGAGCUCUGGGACGUCACGCCCAUCCCCAACACCACGCUCCGGCAGCUCAUCGCCGCCUGGUUCUCCCGCCGCUACACCCGCUUCAAGAAGCGCUCCGCCGACUUCGACGGCCGGGCCGCCGAGCUCGUCCACGGGCUCCGCGGCACGGCCGUCCCGAAGAGGCAGCCCCUCAAGGGGCAGGCCAGGGUAGCAGCGCUCCGGGAGUUGCGCUCCCUUGCCGUCACCCACCAGUCCGUGACCAAGGCCAUCGCUGAGGCCGGCGGCGUCGGGCUGUUGACCUCCCUUCUCGGCCCAUUCACCUCACACGCCGUGGGGUCUGAGGCGGUCGCCAUUCUUGUGAGCGGUGUGUCACUCGACGCUGACGCUAAGGCCGCAUUGAUGCAGCCGGCGAAGGUGUCGCUCCUGGUGGACAUGCUUAAUGAGGGUGCGGUCGACACGAAGAUCAAUUGCGUGCGCCUCAUCCGCAUACUCAUGGAGGAGAAAGGUUUCCGGCCAGAAACAGUAGCCAGCCUGAGCUUGUUGGUUGGUGUCAUGCGCCUCAUUCGAGACAAGCGGCAUCCGGAUGGUGUGGCUGCUGGGCUUGAACUGCUCAAUUCAAUAUGUGCAGUGCACAAGCCAGCGAGAAGUUUGAUUGUUAGCAUUGGUGCGGUGUCGCAACUAGUAGAAUUGCUUCCAGAGCUGCCAACGGAGUGUGUAGAGCCAGCGCUGGAUAUCUUGGAUGCGCUUGCCGCAGUCCCGGAGGGUCGGACAGCGUUGAAGGACUGCCCCAGGACAAUCACCAACGCUGUGAGAUUGUUGAUGAGGGUAUCGGAAGCAUGCACACGACGAGCAUUGUCAAUGUUGUGGGUCGUGUGUAGAAUGGCGCCUGAAGAGUGUGCACCAGCUGCUCUUGAUGCAGGGCUGGGGGCCAAGCUUCUCUUGGUCAUUCAGAGUGGAUGCGGACCAGAGCUGAAGCAGCAAGCGUCUGAACUGCUCAAGCUGUGUACCAUGAAUUGCACAUCUACGGUAUUCAUCUCCAAGUGCAAGCUCACGAAGACAAUCCAGUGACAAGUUUGGAAUUGAGCUUGUUCCGCUUGUGAUUUGGUUCGACGGUGAAUGGUUCAAUGUUUGGACCUCGCAUAAUCAGAAGAAAUUACGCAAUUGGCAAUUGGCAGUCGACAACGUCUAUGUAUAGAUAAACUUUUCAGCUUAUGCACAGCACAGCCAAUUCAGUGAUGAGUGGGUGGGAUGUACAUGCAAAUGGAUGACGAUUUUGGUCAGCUCAAUAAGCGCUCAAGGCUGGGAGGUGGUAAGUACAGCCAGUUUUGCCAUUAGUAGUAGAAAAUUAAGCAAGAAACCUGCUAUUUAGAUUUUCGGCAAUGUGGGUCUUUCAGGGCUGUAGAUGUUCUUCCUUUUCUCAUCUUCGGUGUAAUUGAUGGUAUAAACUGGGUAGAAUUGUAUACAGUACUGUGGCUUCAUAAUUGAAAUACACAUUGCCAUAGGCCAUAUCUCGGAAAUUCUCAUCUUUGAUUGCUUUGGUUGUCCAGUUAAAUUGAAGGGUUGCAUUUGUCCUGUAGCAUGUACUGAAAUGCUUCAGGAGACACUCCUGGUGCUGAAACUAAAACAGUAGAACAAUGAGGUCUGAUGUCACAGCUUGUGCUGGUGCUCUCAACUUGUUGUCUAUUUGCAGUGCCAGCAUAUCUUAUAUUUAACAAGCAUUAGCAUCCCAUUUGGAAUCUAGA
Molecule: messenger RNA, 2565 nt
Organism: Oryza brachyantha (malo sina)
Lineage: Eukaryota; Viridiplantae; Streptophyta; Magnoliopsida; Poales; Poaceae
Product: U-box domain-containing protein 75
Exons: 2
Coding region: 512-1891 (459 amino acids)
Biological process (GO): protein ubiquitination
Molecular function (GO): ubiquitin protein ligase activity
Source: RefSeq, a predicted model, not a curated record